Spea bombifrons (plains spadefoot toad) is the source of this 612-nucleotide messenger RNA. RefSeq lists its product as uncharacterized. Lineage: Eukaryota; Metazoa; Chordata; Amphibia; Anura; Pelobatidae. The transcript is spliced from 3 exons. Bases 42 to 479 code for a protein of 145 amino acids. The record is from RefSeq and is a predicted model, not a curated record.
AACAUCUCUUUCAGACAAACCUCACCAAUCCAAAGAGCAACAUGUCUGGAGUCAAAGGAGGUCAUGGCCAUCAGAGCCAGCAAUGCCAACAAGGACACCAGGGCCACCAUGGAGGACAUGGACAGGAUGGUCACCAUGGAGGUCACGGCCAGCAGAGUCAGCAAUCCCAACAAGGACACCAGGGCCACCAUGGAGGACACGGUCAGGGUGGUCACCAUGGCGGUCACGGACAGCAGAGUCAGCAGUGCGAACAAGGACACCAGGGCCACCAUGGAGGACACGGUCAGGAUGGUCAUCAUGGAGGUCACGGCCAGCAGAGUCAGCAGUGCCAACAAGGUCAGCAGGGUCACCAUGGUGGUCAUGGUCUUCAGAGCCUGACUCAGUGUCAUGAUCCCUGCCAACAACAGCAAGGUGGACACCAUGGCUCAUGGAGCUCUGGACAGCAGUGCCAGGACCAAGGAGCCCACGGUCAGAAAUAAGGUGUUUGCCAGGAAGAAGAUUCAUUAAGAUUUAAGAAGAGUUUGCGGCGUUCGAUUUGCAGCCAAAUAUUAAUCGUAAAUGCUAUGGAAUAAAUAAAUAAAUAAAUAAAUACAUUAUUACGGCAAAUUGAAA